Molecule: messenger RNA, 7991 nt
Organism: Acinonyx jubatus (cheetah)
Lineage: Eukaryota; Metazoa; Chordata; Mammalia; Carnivora; Felidae
Gene: ZNF438
Product: zinc finger protein 438
Exons: 8
Coding region: 5349-7829 (826 amino acids)
Biological process (GO): regulation of transcription by RNA polymerase II
Cellular component (GO): nucleus
Molecular function (GO): sequence-specific DNA binding; DNA-binding transcription factor activity, RNA polymerase II-specific
Source: RefSeq, a predicted model, not a curated record
CACAGAAUCCAAAGCAGUCUCCAGGCUCCGAGCUGUCAGCACAGAGCAGGGCUCAAACUUGUGGACCGUGAGAUCAUGACCUGAGCCGAAGUCGGACGCUCAACUGCCUGGGCUACCCAGGCGCCCCUUCACUCUAAACAUCUAAACAGGAACCCUCCACAAAUACAGAUGUGCCAUCUUGUUUUGCAAAUUUUAAAUCUGCUAUUGUUGCUUCCCUAAAUUUAAUGGAGUUGAAAUGAUUAGUAUUCCUUUAUACCACAAUCACAGCUGGCUUCCCCAGGAAUAUCAGAUAUGCAUAAAUGGUACAAAGUAUCUUGAAGGGCCUGCUGAUUGUUCAGCCUUAGUCACUUUUUAAGUUUAAACUUAGCGAGGGCAGGUUGAUGGUUAUUUAAUUGUGCUAGAUUGUGGUAAGUCUUCCUGUUUGCAGACAGAAGCCCCUCUUUCUAAAUCUGACCAUCCUCGAUAACUUAUACAAUCCAGAUUCUUAAAAAAAAACAAACUAUAUUUACAUGAGCAAAUUUAGAAACUACUACUUUAUGUUAAGAGUACACAUUUAAAUAUAUGGAAAUUGUUUCUUCUAGAAAAUUAUGUCUAGGCCAGUGAUGAUAUGUAGUGGCCAUUAAAUAUAAUUUCUAAAAUUCUACUUCUUGUAGUUUCUUUUAUUCCUGCAUACUACCUUCAACUUAUAUAUGUAUGUACAUGUGUGUAUAUAUUUAUAUUUUCUGUAUUUGCAGUAAAAGCUGAAUAUUAGUUGUGUCCUUUUACUUAGCAUUGUAAAUGAUUGAAUAUAUUUAAAUAAUAUAAACAAUUGUCACUUAAUUUUUUUAAUUUUAGUUUUAUUGUUUAAAAUUUUUUAUUUUAGAGAGCAGGGGAGAGGGACAGAGAGAGAGAUAGAGAGAGACAGAGAGACAGAGAGACAGAGAGACAGAGAGAGAAUCCCAAGUGUGCUCCAUGCUGCUGCAGGGCUUGAUUCCACAAUUUUGGGAUCGUGACCUGAGCCGAAAUCAAGAGUCAGAGGCUCAACCGACUCAGUCACCCAGGUGACCCACGUGUCACUUAAUUUUGAUUCAUUUGACACGUGGUUACUUACAGAUUAAUUGAGGCUUGAUUUUUUUCACAUAAACAAUAAUUAUUAUUAGUAAGUCUUGGUAGAGACUAAGCUUUAGUGACGGGUUAACCAAAUUGCUUUUGCAAAAGAACAUGCAAGGAGAAAAUUUUAGAGGGGAUUAAGCAAAAACAGAAUGUUAGUGGAAGGGAUAAUUUAACCAUAACAACCUGCCAUACUAGAAUUCUUAAGAUGUUACUAUCCUAUAGAUAGCAUUUUUUUAUUUGGUUCUAUAUUGCAAAAGUGUUAGUUUUAAGCUGCAUUCUAGGCCACCAAUCUAUAGUGAGAUAAAUACUGGAAUAUAUGCAACUAUGAAUUUAGCUCAGUGGAUCUCAACUGGGGAUGAUUUUGUUCCUUCCCCCAACCUCACUCUUGGGACAUUUGGCAAUGUCUAGAGACAUUUUUGGUUGUCACAACUGUGUGUGAGGUCAUGGUACCUGUCAUAUAGUAAUGGAGGCCAGGGAUGCUCUUAAAUAUCCUACAAGGCACAGGACAACCCCAACAGUAAAGAAUUAUCCAUUUCAAAAUGUCAGUACUGCUGCUGAGAAAUCCUGCAAGAUAUAACUUUUUUCUUUCUUUCUUUUUUUCUUUUUUUUUUUUUUUUUGGUGUUUUAGAGAUUGAGGUGGUAGUUGCAAGUGGCAAGCACCUUACUUGAACAAAAGAUUGUGUUCAACUGCUUUUAGUUUGUUGGAGAACUGAGCUAAUUUGGUUCAUUUAUUGCAAGGAAAAGAAUUUUUGUAGCUGAUGGCUUUGUAUUUUUUUUUUGUUUUGAUUGCCAGUAUGUCUAAUGUUUUUGGUUUGUUUUCAGCCAUGAUUUUUUUUCUUGAUAAAAUUAAUUUUGGCAUUAUGCAAUCCUGGGUUGUAUCAGAUUUGCUAGUAUGAGUCUCCUUCAUAUUUUGAAUUAACUAUCUCAGUUACGUGGUUGUUUAUUCACUUCAAAAAUCCUUUCACAUUCAUUUUGAUUUGCGAUUUUCAUGAACACCCCAUGAAAUGUGCAGAGCAUGCAUUACCCUUACUAUUUGCCAGAUGAGGGAACAGAUCAAAUGAUUUGCUGUAUACAUUACAGCAAGUUAGGAAUGAAAGCAAAUUUAGGACUCUCAGAGGUUUUGAUGCUUAGGACAUUUUUAAAGUUACUAGUUGUUGUUUUCUCAUUUGAUUUUCCUGGCUGUCCUUUGAAAACUGGUAACUUAAGGUCACCCAACUCAUAAUGUAGUUUUGACCAUUUCCAGUGACCUAUGCUGCUUCUCCAGGUAUUCUCUAAUAAGUAUAUUUGACAGUUUCUGGAUAAAUUCACCAAAUCCAUGCUUAACCUAAGUAGGUUUCUUAACACUAUAAGGGAGGAAAAUUUCUCCAUCCUCUUUGGUUCUCAUUCUGGGCCUAAGUAUUAAACUGAUAUGACAGAUUGAUAGUCGAAAAACAUACAAAUUUUAUUCAACUUACUUGUACAUGGGAACCUUAGAUGAAGACCUAAAGUAGUAGCCGGGACAGGAAGCUUUUAUACAUUUUAGACAAAGAAACAAUAAAUUUGUGAAGAAUUGACAAGACCAGAGGAGUUUGGGCCAGGGGUAGUAAAUGGUGAAGAAGUAACUAGGAAGAUAAGGAUUAGUUGAAUAGGAUUUCUUUGUAUAGGUUUCUCCACCUCCAGUUCUCCCCCACCCCUCCCACCACCAUCUCUGCUGAUAAGAAUACUUUUCACAUGGGAGUUUUAUCUUUUGCUUUCAGGAGGGAAAAAGGAGAGUCAUAACGUCCUUGCACCUGCUGUUUCUUAAAUAUCUUUGAUUCAAAAUAAUCAGAAUAUCAAAAUGGCGUAUGUGGGGGGGGGAGCAUUCUGGUGUCCUGCAACACCUGUCAGAUGUUCAUGUUGUCACUUGAAUGAAUAGGUAAUUCAGUGUUUGUAAUCCUGUGAUUGGACUUGAGUGGAAACUUCGCUGAAUUUUGAUAAACCAUAAGGUAGUGCUACUUGCUAUUUAGAAUUUAUUGUUCGAGCAGUCUGAGUCCAAAAGCAGACUGAAGAGAUGGCUCUCAGCUGUAUUUGAGUAUAUUUGGGUGAGGCAGCCUACUCGGCAUGAUUCAUUUUGCCUUUCUGAUGAGUGAUGUAUAUUUGGGAUAGUACCUCCGUUGGUUCUAAUUUUUAAAUUAGAAACCUAUUAUUCUCUUUAGCCAGUGCCAUCUUCUAUGUCACAUUUGAGGCUGUUUCUCUUAACUUUUUCAAAAAGACUAUAUACUCAAAUAUUUGAUGAGCUUUCAUGUUUGAAGAUUAUUUGAUGAUAUUCAAUUCUUGAUGUAAGUUUCAGUAAUCAAAAAAAUUUUUUUAAUAUCCAGAAGUGGAAUUGGUGGGGCAUACGGUAGUUUUAUUUUUAUGUUUUCUUAAGGAAUCUCCAUACUGUUUUCUAUAGUGGCUGCACAAAUUUACAGUCCCAGCAACAAUGCACAAGAGUUCCCUUUUCUUCACAGCUUUGCCAAUAUUUAUUAUCUCUUGUCUUUUUGAUGAUAGCCAUUCUAACAGGUGUGAGGUGAUAUCUCAUUGUGGUUUUGCUUUGCAUUUCUCUAACAAUUAGUGAGACUGAGCACCUUUUCAUGUUCCUGUUGGCCAUCUGUAUGUCUUCUGUGGAAAAAUGUUUGUUCAGUUACUCUGCCCAUUUUUAAAAUCAGAUUGUUUUAAUGAAGGGCAGUUGGCACACAGUGUUUAAUUAGCUUCAGGUGUAACAGCAUAGUGCUUCUGCAACCCUAUACAUCGUGCUGUGCUUACCACAGUUGUCACUAUACAAAGCUACUACAAUACCUUGACUAUAUUCCUCAUGCUGUACCUUUUAUCCAUGGGACUUACUCAUUCUAUAACCAGAAGCCUGUACCUCCCAUUCCUUUCCCCCAAUCUCCCAUCCUUCUGGCAACCACCAGUUUGUUCUCUGUAUUUGUGCAUCUAUAAUUGGAAAUUUUAAUGUUUCGUAUAAUACAUCCACUGGCUGAAUGUGGACAAUUGAUAGAGUGAAAUUGUGGGUCUUGGAUUAAGAAGGAAAGGAAAAAGACCUUCGUCCGUGCAAUUGUGUAUUGGGCAACAAGGACUAUAAUUAUAUUGAAAAGGUGAAGAUUUUCAAUUUUCCGUAAAACUGAAUUGUCCUGACAAAAUAUUUUUCUUAUCUCCAUGAAGAAAAAUGCCAUAUCCAAGUGGACAUAAUAUUGUAUUACUGAGGGGAGAGACCACCACUGACGUGUAACUGAAGCCGGGCUGGAUUCCAUACUUGCUAAGCAAGGGAGAGCUCUAUGUGCAGAAUAUAAUCCUCCAAACAGGCAGAGAUGUACGUAGAUAGGGUUUUGAGGAAGCAUGGAGUUGUAGGAUUGGCAUAUUUUCAGUGAGACAGUUUAAGGAUUGGCCAACUUGAAACUUGGGGUUUAGGGUCUGGCUGGUGCUGAGGAGCAAGUGUCCUGAAGCAAGGCAGUUGCCGCUCGGCUGACUUCCUCAGCUGAGUACUUACGUGGAAAUGUUGAGUAGAGUUGAAGGGUUGAUACAUUGGGGCAUAUUUACAACCGGUUCUGUGAUUACUUGUUCCCAGCUUGGGACAAGAGCCAAAGAAUAAUCUUUUCCUUUCUCGAAGCUGGAGAAUAGGUACUUUUUAUUUUCCACAUUUGUGUCAAACAUUUGUUAGCAAUCGCGCUAAUAUACACUUUGAUUUUGCUUUCCUUCUGAAACUUGUAAAAAAAGAAAUGAGUGCAGUGAAUGUAAUUUGUUUCCUAUCUACCAGUCUCAGGAUUAUAUGUUAUUUGGGACCCAGGCUGCUUCAAGGAUUAUUUUGAUAUAUAGUUAAAAAGGAUUAAUUAAAAGGAUUUACUGUAUAUCUUAUGACUCUUUACUGGAGCCUUAGGAGAUAGAAGAAAAUGCCAUGCUCCUGUGAAGCAUAAGAAUAUGUCAGCAGCUGCUAAGAAAUUGAUAGGGGCAGGGUGUACCUGGGCCAGCACUGCCCUCAUUGUAGCCAUAUUUAUUGAAGAUCUCAGAGAGUUGUGAAAGCAAAGACGACAAAAUGAACUGAGAUUUCAGAAAUGGAAGAGCCCGUAUGAGCUAAGAAUACUGACAGUCAUUUUUCCUAAGUGUAUUUGCCCAAAAUGGACACUGGCUAAAGAUCAAGCUUGCUAUGGAGAUAAAGAUGAAUGCCAUGUCUCAUCCAACACUGAAAAUUUGAAGUUUAGAAGACAUUUACUAAGUCAAAUCACCUCAAGGACAUUGUUAUUCAAGUCAAAAACAUCAUAAUGCAGAAUUUUUUAUCAAUACCACCAAAAGAUCAACAAGGUGAGUCCAACAUCUCUUCUGGAACAAUUCAGAGUGGGAAAGGUUUGCAGAAUAAGAGUCAGUUUAGGACCAUUGCGCCAAAAAUCAUGCCCAAAGUCCUGACAUCCAGAGUGCUGCCGUGCCCUUCAUCAUCACUCUCUGAUCAGGUGAAUCCAGGACCCUCCAUCAACGCCAAGCCUCUGGGGGUGCCCACCCAAAAUUACGCUCUGAUGCAGGUUGCUGGACAGGAGGGGACGUUUUCUCUCGUCGCUCUGCCACAUGUCGCCUCCACUCAGCCAAUCCAGAAACCCAGACUGGCGCUGCCUGAAAAUCUGAAGCUGCCUAUUCCUCGAUACCAACCCCCAAGAAAUAACAAAGGAUCGAGAAAGAAACCCACUCGGAGUUCCUCUGAGAGUGGUGCUGGCAUACCUCCUGCCCAAACCCAAACGUCCCCCUCCCCACCUGACCGUCCCAAACCCCCACACAGACCUGGGGAAUCAGAGCAAGUGCUGUCACUAGACCCAGGCCCGUCCAGCAUCAGCAUGGCGGCACUGACCAACCAUGGUGGCCCCGGAGACUCUCCACCCCCAGGGACCAACGACCAUGGAGAUCUGAACCCUUCUGCCACCCCGAUGGUAUCCACACCAGAAGAGCCCUCAGCCAAGCCGGGCCUCGCAGUGACUCCAGGGAAAGCAACCUUGGCGAGUGAGGAAACCUGCAGUAAACCUUCUCCCGUUGCCAGUGGGAAACGGAGAGAACAAGCUGAUCUUACAAAAGCCAUGACCAUUUUAUCACCAGCUGUUUUCAGCAGUGCAGUUCAGCUGAUCUCUCCAGUCCCCAGAGGUAAACUGCCCAUCCUGCCCUAUGCCAGAGGGAGAACAGUGGAGGUGUGUGGAGGCCAGUCAGACAUGAGCCUCACAGAUGGCUCUGUGCCCGGGCUCAGGGCAGCCUGUGGUAAGGCAUCCUCCAUCCCAGAGGGCUUUACUGCAGCCACCAAGAUGCUCGGCAAGACACCUGCUCCACAGAGCCCCUGUGAAAGUACCUUUUGUGCAGCCACCAGACCAGAUCUCAGCCACAAAGCAAAACUCAGUGGUGGGGCAGCAAAGAGAAGAGUAAGAAAACGAAAAGUACCAGAUGAAAUUUUGGCAUUUCAGGGAAAAAGGAGGAAAUGUGUCAUUAGUAAGUGUAAAGAUAGUAAAGAAAGAGUAAAAGCCGAUCCGCAAGAAUCCAGUGACCAAAAACCAGGGUCUCUGAAGAAAUACCGCAGCAUUAUGCCCAAGCCUGUGAUUGUCGUGUCUGCUUUGGCUCCCCUGGCUUCUCCUGCAGGCGUGUUCCAGCCCCAGACACCAGGCAGCCUCGGGCAGGACAUGUUGUUAAACAGUCCCCUCAGCCCUAAGUAUCCCGGCUGUAGGCAGGAUAGCGGCACCUCCCCAAAGCCCGGCUCUGCGCUGAGAAACGGACUCUCGGGCAUUAAGAAACCGUGGCACAGGUGUCACGUCUGUAACCACCACUUCCAGUUCAAACAGCACCUUCGUGACCACAUGAACACACACACUAACAGACGGCCUUACAGCUGCCGAGUCUGCCGCAAGGCCUAUGUACGUCCCGGCAGCCUGAGCGCUCACAUGAAACUCCAUCACGCGGAGAACCGUCUGAAGAAACUCGUGUGCUGUGAGUUUUGUGCGAAAGUGUUUGGCCACGUCAGGGUCUACUUCGGCCACCUAAAAGAAGUGCACCGGGUUGUCAUCAGCACGGAGCCUUCCCCCGGCGAAAGGCAGCCGGGGGACAUGUCAAAGAACAGAGGCCUGACCACGCGAGGGCCGGAGGGACCCGUGGAGAGGGAAAACAAGUCAAGCCUAGAAGAAGACCUCCUUCUAACCCAGGCGGAUGAAGUCAAAUUACAAAUCAAAUGUGGCCGUUGUCAGAUCACUGCCCAGUCUUUUGCUGAAAUCAAGUUUCAUUUACUUUACGUUCACGGAGAGGAAAUUCAGGGCCGGCUGCAAGAGGAGAUCUUACCGGGAAGCACAGGAGCUCAGGAAGAACUGGUGAAACACACCGCUCCUUUCAGGAAACAACAUCCUGAGAGAAGGAGGCUACUCAAGCGUGCUCCCCCUGAUGAGGACUUAAAUGCAUUUCCUAAGCUGAAAAGGCAGCUGUGCCUUCAUCAUCACACUGAUGUGGACAGGUUCAGGAAAAUGGAGGGAGCCCAAGCGGGACCCAGGGAGCCGCUGCCAGGGGCGGUCCCCCGGGGCUCUGUGAGUCCCAGCCCCCACACCCUCCUCUUUGGGGACCGUUCAGGCUUUAACUGUGUCCUCUGUGCACAGACGCUGGCCAGGAAGGAAGAAGUCCUCCAGCACUGGGAACAAGAGCACAACUGUGAGGACCCUCCCAAGCUGUGGACGAUUUUAAAUGCAUUCUCUAGCCAGGGGGUGACCGGACCUCCCGGGGAGACUGAGAAAUGAAAUCUUGGGGGUGGGGGUAAAGAGAAUGCUGCUUGCUUGCUCUCUCUUUCUCUCAAAGCCCUGCAUUUUUAUGGUGGUGCUUAAUUAUAAAAGUCAGACAAAUUAGGAUCAGCAUUAAUGAGCACAAGUGAUUUUUGUACAUAGUUUUAUUUUCUUACAAAA